Eublepharis macularius is the source of this 2408-nucleotide messenger RNA. RefSeq names its product claudin 4 (gene CLDN4). Gene Ontology annotation, biological process: bicellular tight junction assembly; cell adhesion. The record is from RefSeq and is a predicted model, not a curated record. Gene Ontology annotation, molecular function: structural molecule activity. Gene Ontology annotation, cellular component: plasma membrane; bicellular tight junction. Bases 67 to 696 code for a protein of 209 amino acids. Lineage: Eukaryota; Metazoa; Chordata; Lepidosauria; Squamata; Eublepharidae. The transcript has a single exon.
UCUCCGGUUUCUACAGCUUUCCUAUUUCAGUUUGGAGGCAGGUGCGGGAGCUGGGAGCCAGGCAUCAUGGCUGCCAUGGGGAUCCAAGUGUUGGGCAUCACCCUCUCGGUCAUUGGCUGGCUGGGCACCAUCCUCUGCUGCGGCCUCCCUAUGUGGCGAGUGACCGCCUUCAUCGGCAACAACAUCGUGGUGGCCCAGAUCAUCUGGGAUGGCCUGUGGAUGAGCUGUGUGGUCCAGAGCACCGGGCAGAUGCAAUGCAAGGUCUAUGAGUCCAUGUUGGCGCUGGCCCAGGACAUGCAAGCGGCCCGUGCGCUGGUGAUUAUUGCAAUUGUGCUAGCAGUGGUGGGGAUCUUCUUCGCCAUCAUCGGAGGGAAAUGCACCAACUGCGUGGAGGAUGAAUCAACCAAGGCCAAGAUCGUUAUCUUUUCUGGCAUCAUCUUCAUCUUGUCCGGCAUCAUGCUCCUCAUCCCCCUUUGCUGGACCGCCAAUACAAUCAUCCGGGAUUUCUACAACCCCAUGGUCACCGAGAGCCAGAAGCGGGAGCUGGGAGCCUCGCUGUACAUUGGAUGGGCUUCCUGUGGGCUGCUCCUUCUUGGCGGGACGUUGCUGUGUUGCAACUGCCCCCCUAAAAAUGAGAAACAGUAUUCGGCAAAGUACACGGCUGCCCGAUCCAUGCCGACCAGCAACUACGUGUAAAAAUCAACUACGUCUCCCCACACUGCGGCUUUGGCAGGGGACUAUCUGUCACCACCCCAAUGGGGUAGAUCUAAGACCGUGCUUGUUCUACGUUGGACGGACCCUCCUUUCGUAACUUGAAAACUGUAUUCUGCAGGCUGAGCUCCUUGCCCUGGUUCUGAAAGCAGGUCUCAUUCUCCCAUGUUCACCCCUUUGAGGAAACAUCUCGGACACAGGGCCUGAGAAGGAGAUGGUGAUUGGCUGGUGGGCGCCUGCCACCAUCACCCACUGGAAACACACGAAGAACCAAUAUCAGGUAGCUCCUUUGGUACAAUGGCCAAAAGGUUGGCUUCAAGGUCAUCCAAUGGAUUUCACCUUGCAAACGUGAACUGAAGAGACUGAGGGGCUUUACUCUGAGCAAUGCACCAACAGCGUGGAGUGCGUGGUAACAGCACAGAGCUGGUGUGUGUGUGUCGAGUUUCAAGGGCCUAGAACCUGAAGACUAAACCACGCUAGUGUAACAUGGGGGGGUUGGAGUGGGGUCUGGGAAACUGUGGACAGGGUUAAGAAUUUUGAUUUGCUAUUGGUAUUUUUGACCUUGGGACGAGGGCUGGCAAAGAACUGUGGAGGACUUUCAAGGUCAUUCUGGGUCUGGCUAGUGGGUAAAAUUGUUUGUGGGUUUGGGUGAGUAUUUAAAUGAACACAGAGAACUGAAAACUGUGCGUAAGACUCCCUUCAACCCUUCCAAACAGUAAGAGGUGAGCACUCACCCUGUCCUUGAGUGGGCUGAAUAAUCCUUGCAAAGUUUCAAAGUGUAUGGGCUUCCUCAGAUGAAAGUUGUUAGUCAGUGGUAAAAUAGAAAUAUGUUCAGGCUGAUGUUUACGAUGUUAGAAGAUGGGCUAAAAUUCAAAUAGUGAAGCAUGGUAGAAACACAGGAGAAACAGACAAGCCUCAGAAUUUAGGAAGAACUUAAUUUGGAAGUGGGCUUUGCUCUGGAACCCGCUUCCAGUGCCAACACCCCUCUGGUGAUGCCUUUAAAAACUUUUUAUCAAUGCAGUCUGGCUGCAUAUGAUGGUGCUCUGACCAUGUGCAGAGUGCCUUGCAUAUACCACUGAGUAUUUGCAACUUAAAUCUUCCAUUGUGGAAUGAAGAGGGAGAAAUUACAGUUCAAAACAAAUGGACUUUAGGAAUUCUUCAGUAUCACAACCUCCUGCUUUAGAAAUUAUAACUUUCAUCUCUUCUUCUUGAUGGGCCCAGCUCUGUACAUUUGGGAGGCAUUUUUCUGCAGGAGGGUUCUUGCAGGCUCAGCCUAUUUUGAAUAUCAGGGCUUGGUCCUUUGUCUUAGGAAAUAAUAAGUGUGCAUCCAUGCACAUGCAAAGUGUCUUUCCCGCAGCACAGAAUAACUGAGAGACAUGUCAAGAUUUCCCUUUGGUGCUGGUCUUGUUUGUAUGGCCAGGGCGGUGCUGUGAGAAUAUCCGCCACUUUCUUGCAGGGGUCUUUAUUCUGGCCUCCCCACACCAGGGAUUGUCAGAUCAAGACAGGAAAGAGAAGCUGACAUUUUGGGUUUUUUGCAACUCUAUAGUUCCGUAUUCUCUCCCCAUUCCUCCUUGGUAUUUUAUUUCAUGGUUUUAAGUGAUAUUUUAUCUUUAUGUGGUAUGUUAAAGUUUAUAGAAGAGCAGUCUGUAAAUGGUUUGAAUAAACUGUUUUAAAUAAAUGUGUGUAUAUAAAAGGUA